Fusarium subglutinans is the source of this 1332-nucleotide messenger RNA. RefSeq names its product choline-phosphate cytidylyltransferase. The transcript is spliced from 4 exons. Gene Ontology annotation, molecular function: choline-phosphate cytidylyltransferase activity; phosphatidylcholine binding. Lineage: Eukaryota; Fungi; Ascomycota; Sordariomycetes; Hypocreales; Nectriaceae. The record is from RefSeq and is a predicted model, not a curated record. Bases 1 to 1332 code for a protein of 443 amino acids. Gene Ontology annotation, biological process: CDP-choline pathway. Gene Ontology annotation, cellular component: nuclear envelope.
AUGUCUUCGCCGUCGAGCUCAUCCCAGGGCGGGAAGCGCAAGAGAAACUCCCUUCGCGCGGAGUCGACCGCUGACUUUGGUGAUAAUGGCAUCCAGACAUCCUCUCGUGAUGCCUCUGGUGAGGAAGGAGACACAACAGCCGCUGAGUCGGGACGACUUCACAGCCGAGGAUCAGCUGUUGGAGCCCCAAUUCCUAAGAGACAGCGCUCCAGUUCGGAUCGUGUCCUCGAGACAGCCGCUGACCAUGCUCUGGAUCCUGGCGAGCCAAGCGACACGACAGAAGCCAGCAUCGACAUUGCUGAGCGAGUCGGUCGCAAGGGUCGCAAGCCUUCCCUGAGGGAGCUUGACGAAGAGGAGCAGCGAAGAAUUGAGGCAAUGCCCCCUCCUCCCAUUGGCAAGCUCCAAGAUCCUGCUGGUGGCUACAAGACGAACCCACCUCCUGUUGGCCGACCUGUCCGUGUAUACGCAGAUGGAGUGUUCGAUCUCUUCCAUCUUGGCCACAUGCGACAACUCGAGCAGGCCAAGAAGGCCUUUCCUGACACAACGCUCGUCGUCGGAGUCACAGGCGACCACGAAACACACAAGCGCAAAGGUUUGACUGUGAUGUCUGCCGCUGAGCGUGCCGAAACUCUCCGCCACUGCAAAUGGGUCGAUGAGGUAAUCGAGGAUUGCCCCUGGAUUGUUACCCCCGAAUUUCUCGACGAGAACAAGCUCGACUAUGUCGCUCACGACGAUCUCCCUUACGGCGCGGACGAGGGCGACGACAUCUACCAGCCCAUCAAGGCUGCUGGCAAGUUCCUUGUCACACAGCGAACAGAAGGUGUCAGCACAACUGGCCUCAUCACAAGAAUCGUUCGCGACUACGAGAAGUACAUCGCCCGACAAUUCAAGCGCGGUACUUCCCGCCAGGAGCUCAAUGUGAGCUGGCUCAAGAAGAACGAGCUGGAUCUCAAGCGACAUGUUCAGGACCUGCGGGAAAACAUCACAAACAACUGGACCACUACUGGUCAAGAACUCGGUCGUGAGCUCAAGCAGUUCUGGCCUACUAGCCGUCCUCAGAGCCCCGCCCGAUUUAACAGUGCAGGCAGCUCAGAGGCACUACGUUCGCCAGGUGCUUCUGGUACACCCAAAGAGUUCAUCACUGGUUACGCUCUCGGUCUUGUUGGUGGUGUCCGAGGAUGGAUGACCAAGAGCCGAGGCAAUGUCACCGACAGUAGCCGACCCCCAAGCGACGAUGAGUCUGAAGAGAGUGAUUCACACGCAAAAUCACCGAAGGACUCAUCAAAUACUCCAACCGCAGCAGCUGCUGCAGCCGCUCCUUCGAAGCUAUAA